CUGGCUGUCUGUAAACCUUUGUUCAUCUUUGACGGCCUGGAUGAAAGCAGACCUUCUCUGGACUUCAACCACAGGGAGCUUGUGUCUGAGGUCACACAGAGGUCAUCAGUCAACGUGCUGCUGACAAACCUCAUCCGGGGGAAUCUGCUUCCCUCGGCUCUCGUCUGGAUAACCUCCAGACCUGCGGCGGCCAAUCAGAUCCCUCCUGCAUGUGUUGACAGGGUCACAGAAGUACGAGGCUUCACUGAGGCCCAGAAGGAGGAGUACUUCAGGAGGAGGUUCAGUGAUGAAGAGCUGUGCAGCAGAAUCAUCUCACACAUCAAGACGUCCAGGAGCCUCCACAUCAUGUGUCAGAUCCCAGUCUUCUGCUGGAUCAGUGCUACAGUUCUGGAGCACAUGUUGACCACAGACCAGAGAGGAGAGCUGCCCAAGACCCUGACUGACCUGUACUCACACUUCCUGCUGGUUCAGACAAAGAGGAAGAACAACAAGUACGGUGAGGGACAUGAGACGACUCCACAGCAGCUGACGAGGACUGACAGGGACGUUCUCCUGAAGCUGGGGGAGCUGGCACUGAAACAUCUGGAGGAAGGAAACAUCAUGUUCUACCAAGAAGACCUGGAGCGGUGUGGUCUUAAUGUCACAGAGGCCUCGGUGUACUCAGGAGUUUGUACUGAGAUCUUCAGAAGAGAGUGUGUGAUCUUCCAGAAAUCAGUCUACUGCUUUGUUCAUCUGAGCGUUCAGGAGUUUCUGGCUGCAGUCUACAUGUUCCACUGUUACACCAAGAGGAAGAGAAAAGAACUCAAGAACUUCUUGGGAACAUAUAGGAACACAGACAGAACCUUCUCCCUGGAUGACCUCCUGAAGAGAACCAUGAAGAUAUCCCUCACCAGUACAAAUGGUCAUCUGGACCUGUGUGUUCGCUUCCUUCACGGCCUCAGUCUGGAGUCCAACCAGAGAGUCUUAGGAGGCCUGCUGGGUCGGACAGAGAACAAUCCAAAGAUCAUCCAGAGAGUCUUAGGAGGCCUGCUGGGUCGGACAGGGAACAAUCCAGAGAUCAUCCAGAGAGUCAUCAACAACCUGAAGGAGAUGAAGAGUGAUGACAUGUCUCCUGACAGAAGCAUCAACAUCUUCCACUGUCUGACUGAGAUGAACGACCACUCAGUUCAUCAGCAGAUGAAACAGUUCCUGACCUCAGAGAACAGAUCAGAGGAGAAACUCUCUGAGAUCCACUGCUCAGCUCUGGCCUACAUGCUGCAGAUGUCAGAGGAGGUUCUGGAUGAGUUGAACCUGAAGAAGUUCAACACAUCAGACCAGGGUCGACUGAGACUGAUCCCAGCUGUGAGGAACUGCAGGAAGGCUGUGUGAGUCCAGACAUGAUCAAUAACAUGUUCAAUCAGAGUGUGUGUGUGUGUGUGUGUGUGUGUGUGUGUGUGUGUGUGUGUGUGUGUGUGUGUGUGUGUGUGUGUGUGUGUGUGUGUGUGAGUGAGAGGUGUUUUAACAAAGAGGGGAUUUACCAGGGUGAGGGUCACAUGAUCAUGUUUUGUAUGAAUGUUGUGUUUUCUGAUUUAAUUCUCACAGAUUUGAUAUUUUCUUUAAUUACAGUCUCAGUGAUUGUUUCCUCUCAGAGACUCACUGUGAAGUCGUGGCCUCAGCUCUGAAGUCAGACCCCUCACAUCUGAGAGAACUGGAUCUGAGCUACAACAACCUGAAGGACUCAGUGAAGCUGCUGUGUUCUGGACUGGAGAGUCCAAACUGUCGACUGGAGACUCUGAGGUUGAAGUUCUGCUUUCUGUCAGAGAUCAGCUGUUCUUCUCUGGCUUCAGCUCUGAGGUCAAACCCCUCUCAUCUGAGAGAACUGGAUCUGAGUCUAAAUGUCCUGCAGGACUCAGCAGUGAAGGAGCUGUGUGGUUUUCUACAGAGUCCAACCUGUCGACUGGAGACUCUGAGGUUGAUGAGCUGCAGUCUGUCAGAGAUCAGCUGUUCUUCUCUGGCUUCAGCUCUGAGGUCAAACCCCUCUCAUCUGAGAGAACUGGAUCUGAGUAACAACAACCUGCAGGACUCAGGAGUGAAGGAGCUUCUUGAUCUACAGCAGAGUCCAACCUGUCGACUGGAGACUCUGGGGUCAGUAGAUGGUUGGAGUCAGUCCACGCUGCUUUCAUCAGUAUGUUACUAAACACAGUCAGUAUCACAGAUCCAGGGUCUGUGCUACCAAGCAGGAUUAUCAGGUUAACUUCAGGUUUAGUUUUUUCAGUUCUACGAAGCUCGUCCACUUCUUAACCAGGUCCAUCACCAUGGUAACUUCUGAUGACAGCUAACCUGCUCCAGGUUAAGUUGGAGAUCAACCCGUAUAGAAGCUCCGCCCACUGACCACAGUGACUCUACACUGUUGUGUGGUGCUCACUCUCCUUAAAGGGACGGAUAAGGGAAGUUUAAAUCAACGUCUGGUUGGUUCAGUUGAUCUCUAACUCACCCAGAACAUCUCAAUGUCUCCAGACUCAUCCUGUCCCCAAAACACCAGAUGACCUCAGCUUCCUGGAGACAGGUCCAUGUGUGUGUCCUCAGAGACAGUGAGUGUCCUCAGAGACAGUGAGACAGUGUGUGUCCUCAGAGACAGUGAGACAUUGUGUGUUCUCAGAGUCAGUGAGACAGUGUGUGUCCUCAAUGUCAGUGUGUGUCCUCAGAGACAGUGAGACAGUGUGUGUCCUCAGAGAUAGUGUGUGUCCUCAGAGUCAGUGUGUGUCCUCAGAGACAGUGAGACAGUGUGAAGAGGACAGUGUGAAGAGGACAGUGUGUGUGGACGGAGGCUGAGCUGUGUCCUGAGGAUCCAGAGGCUGAAGCAGCAGCAGCUUGUGUGUAGUCUCCAAUCUACACAACCCCUAAUCUGCAUGUGUUUGUGAGAUGAAGCCGGAGCACCUGGAGAAAACACGGGGAGAACAUGCAGACUCCACACAGGAAGACCCCAUCUGAACCGGAUUCAAACCAGCAACCUUCCUGCCCUGAUUGUGUUUAUUCACAUGAAGAAUGUGUUUAUUGAAAUGACACAACACAAGCAGAAUAUAUAAACCCUCUGUAAAGAGUCACAUACAGUGUGUUUAAGUUUGUCUUUAUUAUUGUCCACCUUUGUCCCUCAGUGUGUCUCCAUGUGUGUAGAACCACAUUCUGUGUAUAUGUUUGUUUAUGAUCUUAAAGUUCCUGGAUUCACGUCACAAAUUGAUUUAGUUCAACACAAAGUUCAACACAUUGAAAUCACUUUGAGUUUAAAAUCAGAGUUUUGUCUUUGACACAAAAGAUCAAAACUCUGGACUUAAAAAUGGGACGUUUUCAUUUCUGCAUCAGGUGCAGAGCGGUGGUGGCUUUUCUACUUUUGACCCACAGGUGGCGCUGCAGUAUAACAGCAGCACAUCCCAGUCAAAGCCUUUAUAUUCAGUCUAUGAGUCAAACACAUGGAUCAUUUCCUCUGUGACAAACCAGAUGUAACGAGAAGAAAAACAUCUCAGAGAGAAAAGUUCUGUUUCUACUUGUCUCUGCUUUAAUGCUCAAUAAACAUCCUUCCACCGA
Pleuronectes platessa (European plaice) is the source of this 3561-nucleotide messenger RNA. RefSeq names its product NLR family CARD domain-containing protein 3-like. NCBI's taxonomy places the organism in Eukaryota, Metazoa, Chordata, Actinopteri, Pleuronectiformes, Pleuronectidae. The record is from RefSeq and is a predicted model, not a curated record. The transcript has 3 exons. Bases 346 to 1368 code for a protein of 340 amino acids.